GACAUUUUAAUUCAGGCAAAUCUCAGGCCGCUUCUUGAGCUGGUCCUGAGGAGCACACGCAUACACGUGUGGAGUGCAGUCAACAUGGCGGACAUGCAGAUGAAGAUAAUCCGUAAGAAAAUCCAGAAAAGAAACGCGAAAAAUAAAGAGCGAAAGUUACUUAGGACGCAGACAGAAGAUGAAGAGACUGUGCAAUCAGACGGAUUGGCGGACAAAUCUUCUCAAGAAGCAGAAUCUCUUUGCACAGCAGAAACCGAACUAUGCCAGGGCGAGCAGGGCGACAACCCAUCUGCUAUUCAAACUAACGGAGAGCAAAGCUCUUUUAAACAAAAGAAGAAAAAGAAAAGAAAGGCGCCUCUUGCUAUUGAAUCACCAGCUGACAAGAAACCCAAAAGUCAAGACCAGGUCGAUGAGGAAAAGGAAGAUGGCAGUGAGCAACAGUCUUUAGAUAUCGUGGAAGAUGAAGAAGAGGAACAACCUGAACUACCAUCUGGUUUGACAGGAGCAUUUGAGGACACCUCUUUUGUUUCUCUUGCUGGGCUGGUGAGUGAGAACACGCUGAAAGGAGUGAAGGAGAUGGGCUUCGAGCAUAUGACCGAGAUCCAGCACAAAAGCAUUCGUCCUCUACUAGAGGGAAGAGACGUGCUGGCUGCUGCCAAAACGGGAAGUGGUAAAACCUUGGCCUUCCUCAUACCUUCCAUAGAGCUCAUCUAUAAACUCAAGUUUAUGCCCAGAAACGGGACUGGUGUCGUGAUUCUUUCCCCUACACGUGAAUUGGCAAUGCAGACGUACGGUGUCCUGAAAGAACUGAUGACGCACCACGUGCACACCUACGGCCUGAUUAUGGGUGGCAGCAACCGCUCAGCCGAGGCCCAAAAACUUGCCAACGGUGUCAACAUUUUGGUAGCGACGCCCGGUCGUCUGCUGGACCACCUCCAGAACACACCUGGCUUCAUGUUCAAGAACCUGCAGUGUUUGAUUAUUGAUGAGGCGGACCGCAUCUUGGAGGUGGGCUUCGAGGAGGAACUGAAACAGAUCAUCAAGCUGCUGCCUAAGAGGAGACAGACCAUGCUGUUUUCCGCCACACAGACCCGCAAAGUGGAGGACUUGGCUCGUAUCUCUCUGAAGAAAGAGCCGCUGUAUGUGGGCGUGGAUGACAACAAAGACAAUGCCACGGUGGAUGGCUUGGAGCAGGGCUACGUUGUGUGUCCUUCAGAGAAGCGCUUCCUGCUCCUCUUCACUUUCCUCAAGAAGAACCGCAAGAAGAAGCUGAUGGUCUUUUUCUCCUCCUGCAUGUCUGUCAAAUUCCACUAUGAGCUACUCAAUUACAUUGACCUUCCUGUGAUGGCCAUCCACGGCAAGCAGAAGCAGACCAAACGCACCACAACCUUCUUCCAGUUCUGCAACGCAGACACUGGCAUUCUGCUGUGCACUGACGUGGCAGCUCGAGGUCUGGACAUUCCUGAAGUGGACUGGAUCGUCCAGUACGACCCCCCGGAUGACCCCAAGGAGUACAUCCACAGAGUGGGCCGAACGGCACGAGGCAUCAACGGCCAAGGCCACGCGCUGCUGAUCCUCCGGCCACAGGAGCUCGGAUUCCUACGCUUCCUCAAGCAGGCCAAGGUCCCCCUGAGUGAGUUUGAAUUUUCCUGGAGUAAAAUCUCAGAUAUUCAGUCCCAGUUGGAGAAGCUCAUCGAAAAGAACUACUAUCUCCACAAGUCAGCCCAAGAGGCCUACAAGUCCUACGUGAGGGCUUACGACUCCCACUCACUCAAGCAGAUCUACAGUGUCAACACGCUGGACCUCCUCAUGGUGGCCUUGUCCUUUGGAUUCAAAGUUCCUCCCUACGUCGAUCUCAACGUCAACAGCAGCAAAGGCGCAAAGCUGCAAAAGCGAGGCGGCGGCGGCGGAUUCGGGUACCAGAAGUCCAAGAAUGUGAACAAAUCCAAAAUCUUUAAGCAUGUCAACAAAGGGAAGAAUGACAGAAGACAGUUCUCUCGCUAAACCCGGACUCUGAUUUGUUGUCAGCUUUUUUCCUGCUCACUCCUUGGAGGACAAUGAUGACCAGAAAUAAUGUCCGGUGUCUGCCAUUGCCGCCACAGCUCCUCUUUAAGUAUAACAGUCCAGCUCCUGACCAUGUUUCCCUUUUUUUAAAAUAAAGAUGUCCACUAGUUGCUCCACAA
Molecule: messenger RNA, 2183 nt
Organism: Doryrhamphus excisus (bluestripe pipefish)
Lineage: Eukaryota; Metazoa; Chordata; Actinopteri; Syngnathiformes; Syngnathidae
Gene: ddx18
Product: DEAD (Asp-Glu-Ala-Asp) box polypeptide 18
Molecular function (GO): RNA helicase activity; ATP binding; nucleic acid binding
Source: RefSeq, a predicted model, not a curated record